AUACAUUCAAAUUUAAUCACAUUUCACAGAAAGCGACGCUAGGAGACAUGUUAUUGGACGAAAGGCUGUCAUUAACGUUGGACGAGAUUGUGCAUAUUCGUAGCGUGCUUACAAAAGCUGAGUUGGAGUCUCUUCCCGUGGAAGGGCGCGUAAAAGAAGAUGUAGAGAAAAGACGCGUUUGUUUUCUCUGUCUGAAAACACGCUUCGGUUUACUAGGUCCUUGGGGACAACGUUGUCGCUUAUGCAAGAGGACCGUCUGCGUUAAAUGUUAUUCGAAAAUGCGAAUACCAACGGAACAGUUUGCUCGAGUGCCAGUCGUGUUACUCUCUCCUGGAUUAUUACUUUCGCCUACAGAAGCUGAGAACAGUAGUAGCAAGAAUUCCUGGCUAAGAAAUUCAGGAGCGGUCGGCUCAGCACCGGCUUCCCCCGCGUCCAGACGAAAAGAUUCUGCGUUGCGCAACGACACGUCUGCCUCAACGCCGACAAUGACACCUGUCUCCGCACUGACACCUAUGUCGACACCACCUUCUCAUGCGCGUCGAGAGAUGGAAGUUCAAGGACUAGAGAAGAGGUCAGGAUAACAACAUUCAUAUGAUAACAACUACUACGAAACACUUGAAUUUUAUGAAUUAAGAAGAACAAUGUACUGACGGCAUUGAAAAUCUAUAGUUUACGUCGCGUAUGUUAUAGAUUUUUGAUACUGUCAGUACAUUUCGAAACAUGCUCAAAGAAACGUUCAACAUAGGUUACAAGGACAAGCUGAAAAUUAAUAUGCGCAUGCUGAAUAUUUUGAGAAGGAAAUAUAUACGUCUUUAUUUCA
Molecule: messenger RNA, 820 nt
Organism: Temnothorax curvispinosus
Lineage: Eukaryota; Metazoa; Arthropoda; Insecta; Hymenoptera; Formicidae
Product: protein spire-like
Exons: 2
Coding region: 48-581 (177 amino acids)
Biological process (GO): Golgi vesicle transport; actin filament network formation; actin filament polymerization
Cellular component (GO): cytoplasmic vesicle membrane; cell cortex
Molecular function (GO): actin binding
Source: RefSeq, a predicted model, not a curated record